GAGAGAGAGAGAGAGAGAGAGAGGGAGGGAGAGAGAGAGAGAGCGACGGCAAAGGCGAAGAGCAACGAUCGUGACUCGAUAAGAAUUGCGCGCGGUAAAAACGAACGGCCGACGAAAGACAUGGAAAAAAAUUGGAACAGCGUAGCGAAGAAAAGGUUAUACGUAUGCACGAUACGCGUGUAGAUCGCGCGCUUACGAGUGGACGAGCGGUGGAAGUACGUAGCGCGAAGGGUGAAUACGAAACGCGAACACGAAGGAACACGAGAACACGACGCAUGCUCCGAAGCAUUUUCCCAGGGUGAUUUCUUCGACGAAGCGAACCUGGCAGACCGUCGUUCGGUCGUUACGAGGAUGAAUCGGUGAUCGGACGUAUCGCGAAUCGCGAACUACGAUAUGGAACAGGUGUAUCGAUUGCUAUUAGCGAGUCUUACGGUAUCGCGUUCCGUGAAAGUAAGCAGCAUCGGUGAUUCGAACGAUCGAUCGAAUUAAACGGUAACGAGAGACGUGUUUGUGCGAGUGAGAGAGAGAGAGAGAGAGAGUGAAAGAGAGAGUGACACACGGCAUCGGUACACGCGUACACACGCAACGGUCGAGGAAAGAAGUUGUCGAGGGACGAGGGGAUCCGUUUGAAAAUCAUCGCGAUAGAAUCGUUGGAAGUCGGUUCGAUCGAAAGUAGAGUUAUGGCCGGCUGAACGCGAUAUCCGACGAGAGAGGCGGCGGGUGGCGACCAUCUGGAUGCGUACCGACGUCGGAUAGAGGGGAUCCGGGCAUCGCUGUAAAACGAAUGCGCACCACCUGUAGCUCGAUAUCUACGCCCGAAAGGUCAACCGCCCCAUCGUUCUCGAAUUUCUGCCGAAACGAUAAUUUCGAGCCGUGGGGUUUCACUCUGAAAAGAAGAAGGAGAAGAACCGAAGCGAGAAGAAAGCGAAGAAAUGAGGAAUAUAGAACGAGAGGUGGGAAAAGAGGAAUUGUAACGGAAGAAGAAGAAGAAGAAGAAGAAGAAGAAGAAGAAGAAGAAGAAGAGAGUCUGCGUUGUUCCAUAGUUGCGACUUUUCCUCGAUAAAUUAAAAUUAGUCCGGGGAACGAUGCCCGUUGGCGGAUUCGUCGAGAUCUAAACGCGUUUCCGUCGUACGCGACGGAUAAUCGUUGCAUCGAAAUCGUGUGAUUCGAAUCGAAUCGAAUCGAAUCGACGUUAACGAUGACCGAAGGGGCUACGAACAAAUGGAGCAUCGAGGAACGGGAGAAAAUGUUGUCUACCGGAACGUUGGAUCAGAAGAAAGACGCUUUUAAAGACGACGAGGAACUUAUGAAGGGAACGUCGGAGUUCGUCAAGGGCGUUAUAGAAACAGCGUCCACGGAAGCAUCGAAAAGGAAACUCUACUCGGAGGGAAGCGGCGUCCACGAAGGAUCCGGACUGAAAGGUACCGACGGUAUCGCUGGCUGGAACCAUCGUGCACGUGGAUUCUGCAACCGAAUACUGAACGCGCUCUGCCCGUGCUUGAACAGCAAUGGUAAAUCGUAGGGUGUUUCAAAGUGUAGUUGUCCCAUGCUCGACUCUACGCAAAUAUCACCCGUCACCGCAUCUCCCGAUAUCGUAGCUUUGCAUCGCUCUCGUCGACGAGACUCGUACCCCGACACGAUCGUACGAUGAACUACGCGAGUCUCGCGUACGUACAGCUUCAUCCAUGGAGGACGGAUUGGAACGGAUCGGAUCGGAUCGAAUCGAAUCGACCCGAGACAACGAACGAUCGAAUUUAUACGUUGUAGCUACGUUUUCUCGGGAAUGCGCGGUAUUUGAAACGAAAGCGACGCGGAGUACAUAGAUCGAAGAGGCGAAUGGCGGGGACACGACGGAAAACGUUUGGUCGGACAAUUAAAGAAACCGAAGGCUACGGUACGGCGUACCCGUGGA
This is a messenger RNA of Megalopta genalis, 1912 nucleotides long. RefSeq lists its product as uncharacterized. NCBI's taxonomy places the organism in Eukaryota, Metazoa, Arthropoda, Insecta, Hymenoptera, Halictidae. The record is from RefSeq and is a predicted model, not a curated record.